Leucoraja erinaceus (little skate) is the source of this 6061-nucleotide messenger RNA. RefSeq names its product kinesin-like protein KIF24. The record is from RefSeq and is a predicted model, not a curated record. The transcript is spliced from 13 exons. Gene Ontology annotation, biological process: microtubule-based movement. The coding region runs from base 148 to 4473 and encodes 1441 amino acids. Gene Ontology annotation, molecular function: microtubule motor activity; ATP binding; microtubule binding. NCBI's taxonomy places the organism in Eukaryota, Metazoa, Chordata, Chondrichthyes, Rajiformes, Rajidae.
GUGAGUGCGCGGGCAGGUAGCGCGGGCGCUGGGUGCGUGGCUUUGAAACGGUCUGCGGCGUUGCCAUGGGUUUCAGUGGCGCCCUGACUCCGGCGGGACAAGGCAGGAUGAGAGGCUGCAGCAAGGCCGCAGUACUAUAAAUUUGUGAUGAUGUCUUCAUGUCUCUACGAAUGCCUGUGUGAAGCAAGACUGGAACAGUAUUACACUAAUUUUACUGCAAUGGGUUUUUUGAAGUCUCAGGAGCUGGCUAAACUAACCAUAAAUGAUUAUUCUCUGCUCGGGAUUCACAACCUGCAGGAUCAAAAACGUUUGUUCCAGCUCAUUCAAAUCAUUAAAGCUGUACAGGAAGAUGAGCGUGAUCAUAUUGCAAAUAUGGAACACACUCAAGCAGGCUCUCUUAACUUUUGUGUGGAGAAGGUUAAGCCUGGUCCUCGACGACAUUUGGAUUUUGAUUCCUCGACUGGUAUCUGUGGGGCUCCUAGCUCCAGCAGUAAUCCAAAGUUAUCAUCCACUGCCAAUCAGUGUCAGUGUACAGCUUCUAGAUUAUUGAAAACCCCUUCACCUCCUGACCAACUAUCUGCCAGAUCAGAUCUAAAGGAAACACAAUUGCUUCCUGAGGGAGGAGCAAAGGAUUGUAGCAAGAAUGAGAUCCAGAACACACACAUGAUUUUGCACAAUUCAGGAUAUAAUUAUGGACUGCCUCGUGCUGCCAUAAGGCAUAUCAAUCCUGCGAAGGAACAGACUUGGACUGAGACUGAGAAAAUCCACGUGUGUGUAAGAAAGCGACCACUGGGAGUACGAGAAGUGCGACGUGGUGAAGUUGAUGUGGCAAAAGUAGAAGAAGGAAAGUCUGUCCUUGUUUGUGAAAAUAAGGAAGCAGUUGAUUUGACACAUUAUCUCCAACAACAUGUUUUUUAUUUUGAUGAAGUAUUUGAGGAGGCUAGUACCAAUCAUGAUGUGUACGUGAAGACUGCUUAUCCCCUCAUCCAGCAUGUUUUCAGUGGUGGAAAGGCAACUUGUUUUGCAUAUGGACAGACUGGAGCUGGAAAAACUCAUACCAUGAUUGGAACUUGUCAAAAUCCAGGCUUGUAUGCACUUGCUGCUGAGGAUAUCUUUGUGCAUCUUCACACAUCAGAAGCAGCCACAGCACUUUUCAUCUGGAUAAGCUUCUAUGAGAUAUAUUGUGGCCAACUGUAUGACCUGCUCAAUGGUCGCAAAAGACUAUUUGCUAGAGAAGAUGGCAACCAUGAAGUGCAAAUUGUGGGGUUGCGUGAAAUUUGUGUUGACGAUGUUAAGUCUUUAUUAGAGGUCAUUUCUUGGGGCAGUAAAGCAAGGAGCACAGGGGCUUCUGGGAUCAAUACAGAUUCCUCACGUUCACAUGCUAUUAUUCAAAUCCAACUUAAGGAUCCAGCUGAAGCAAUUGUUGGGAGGAUUUCUUUCAUUGAUCUCGCUGGGAGUGAGAGGGCUGCUGAUGCCAAAGAUUCCGACAAGCAAGCUAAAUUAGAAGGAGCAGAAAUAAAUCAGAGUUUGUUGGCCCUUAAAGAAUGUAUUCGUGCUCUUGACCAGGAACAGGCUCACACACCGUUCAGACAAAGCAAGCUUACACUGGUAUUGAAAGACUCUUUUAUUGGGAAUUCCAAGACCUGUAUGAUUGCUAAUAUUUCACCUAGCCACGUGGCCACAGAACACACGCUGAAUACCUUGCGCUAUGCAGACCGGGUAAAAGAAAUAAAGCGAGGAGCCAAAGCAUCCAGCACAAUCUUUUCUAGAUGUCAUGGAGGUAGAAGUCCAUCCCCAAAACAGACCAAAACAUGGGGAGACAAAUCUAUACCAAAGAAAAUGAAGACCAAAAUUGACCAAUACUCCAAUCAAAAUGCAGCUCUGCAUAAAUUAUCAUCAGCAGCUUUGUGUCCACCUGACUUUCUUCCCUCUUGCAGCCCAAAAAUAGUUGAUAAAGAUGUCCUUUCCCCAGCUUCCUCAAAGACCACAUGCCAAACUCGUUCUAUUCCCCUGAAGGGCAUAUUCAAGAAAAAUUCCAGAGAUUUCAGCAAAAACACAAAGCAUGAAAAGCUGACUGAGAAGACCAUUAUUACAAAAGAGGUUUUUCUGAAUAACUCCAAAUCUGCUGCAUCCAGAAGAAUGCAAUGUGGCCAAAGGAAUUCUCCUGGUACAACGAGAAAUGUGAAAGUUCAAACAGUUCAUCCUAUUCAAAAAGAAGUCAUUCCCAGAAAUGAACUAUAUUUUAUUGGACAGAUAAAAAAUGACUCGCCCAAUAAAGCAAAUAAUGCAAACAUAUUUGAAAAUGAACAUCAAAAGAGUCCUAAGUCAUUAAAAAACAAUUUUUUUGUGCAAAAGGAACGGGAAAACCACUUGCGCCUUUAUCAUCAGCAGCUCCAACAGCUUCAGCAGCCACCAUUAUUGCAGAAGAAACUAAGUUAUCAACCCAUGAAGGAGCUCCUCAGUCAAUUUUAUCAACCUCAAGUUGAAAUAAGCAAUGAGAAUAAUGAAUGCAUUCCCUCACUGCAUUCCACUGUCAAAACAUCAGAGGUUCAGAUUGAAUGCGGCAGUAGUAGUUCUACAUACUCCAACUGCCAAAGCAUGAUUGAUAGACAGAAUCAAACCUGUAAUCAAGAUUCCUUGUUUGAAAUAGAAAGAGAGGAAGGAAAGAAUGGACGAAACAAUGUACAUGUUUUCCCCUUUUCUCAAGAUCAAAACUGUUACCCAAGGAUAGAAGACCACAGUAUAUGUGCUUCACAAAGGACGACAGGAGAGGAGUGUGCAGUUCACUGUUCAUCAGGAGGGAACUUCACUGAAAUGUUGCAUUCUCCAAAUAAUAUUGAUUGUUGUCAAAUGAAGCCAAGAUACUUACCGUUCGAUUCUAAAAACAGUUUGCAGAAUGUAAACAAAGACAAUUUUUCAAUUGAAAAUCAAGAUGAUACCUGUCCCAUGUCAAACAUUUCUCAAAUGGACAGUAGUUUUACUGUUGCUACAGAUUUGAAUAGUGUGAAAACUGGAGCUGGCACUUUGUGUCACCCGAGAAAAAAAACGUGUUUCCAUUUGAAUUCAAUAAUAAAUGUAGGGAAAGACAAGCAAAUGUGCUGUACUACCAAUAAUAGAAUUCCAUCUAAUGACUAUAUUUCUACAGAUUUAACAAAUGCUUCUGACGACCUUUCUGUGGAGAGGCCACUGUGUCGAGAUGCACGAGCUGGAGCUUGUGGAUGGACAAUCUCAUGUAACCAGCCCUCUGUUGAAAUGGAGGUAUCACCAAGUGGUUCUGAUGUUUUAUCAUCACAGACCAAUCAGUUUGAAAAGUGGGUGAAACUAUCACCUGACUAUCUUGCUAGAAAUCAGAAAGUGUCAUCAGAUAUUUUACUCAACUUGAAAAACACUAUUCAUGAAGCACACCUUAUUUUGAAAGAUGAAAUUGAAAUGGAGAUAGCUGCAAAAGAUGAAAUUGACCAUUGUUCAAAUGUUUGCCAUGUAGAGACUGCUUAUAAAGAUGAGAAUAUUUUGACAACCAGUGUACCUGAUUUGUCAACUAAUGAUUGUACAUGCUCUCUAAUUCCACCAAAGCAUGACUUGAGGCAGGGAGAAUUGUGUGAUGCCGUACUAAGUAGAAAUCUCUCUGAAGACAACAGCCAAACAAGUGAAUGCCACAAUUAUAAACAAAUACCGAAAGGCUCUAAAAGUGAACCUGAUGAUAUGGAUACUGCAGAAAACGUAAUCAAUUCUUCAAUUGUACACUCACAUCAUCAUAUAGCUUCCGUUAUUGAAGAUGAACCCGCAGCAGAUAAAUAUUUUUCAGAUGCUGGAAACCAGAGCUCUACAUGUCCAUAUCUUAAUCAAGCGAGCAGGCAGGAAGGCAUUUCUACUCCUGUAAUUACACACAACAAAACAACAGAACCGAUUUGCAGCUCUGAGAUUAAAGAAUCACAGCAAGAAACACAAGAUUUGGUGGCUGGAGGCUGUACUGAAACAGUGCCAAAUAACCACCAUGAAGAAGAAUGCUGUCAGUCUUGUGGCAAGUCGCUUAAUAAGGAUUUGAUCAACAUAAUUGGAGAAAAAUUACAAGAAAAUACUUCAGUUCCAUUUAAUCAUUUACAUGCGGAGAACAAUUCAAUUCCCACGGAAGUGUGUGUCUGCCACAAUAAAAACAAUAAGGAAGCAUGUGGACUUCAGGCAGAUGGUAACCAAUCUAAACAUUUAUCUGCCCACCACCUUGAGGAGAUGGAGAAAACAAAGAAACUUGUUGUCCAAGCCCACUGUGAGCAACUAGAAGACAUGUUAGCUCUUUUUGAAAAGGAAGAAUAUUUGCUCAAGAAAUUAACAAUUUUGGACUUCAAGGAUUAUGUAACGCAACUAGAAAAGAUCCUGAUGCUAAAAGCUGAAAGCAUCCAGCACUUGCAAGGCGAGAUCCAUAAGUAUCAAAUUCAUCCUGGAACAAUGGGACAAUUUAAUAAUCCUGAAUCUUAGCUUCAGUGUAAAUUAUAGUGGAAGAGCAAGAGAUGAACAGAGAAUGCAUUUGACCCUUCUAUAAUUUUCAGAGUGACUGUCUUAUUUAAAUGCAACAAACAAAAAUAAAUCUUUACAUAUCUUUGUGAUCUAAUUGUAAACUUUUUUAUCUCGGUAUGGUCAAAUAUAAAUUGAAGAUUGCAUUUUCCCUCUUGUUGCUUUUCUCUGGAUCCUAUCUAAAUGCUCAAUCAUUUACCAACAUUUUUUUUUUGUGGAGGAAGUUUAUGGCAGAUUUCACGAUCAUUGGAUAACAAACAAUGUGCAUUUAAAAGCGUUUCUGGGCAACAAUAAACAAACCAAUAGAUUAGGCUCAAGAGAACAUAAUCCAGCCUUGGGAGCCUGUUAUGCUGUUGAGACCAUGGAUGAAUACCAUGGAAGUAUAUACUAUCUCAGAUAUUCACAGUCAGACCAUACUUGGACAUGAUGUCCAAUUCUUGUAUAAUUACUUGUAUAAUUCAAGUAAUGAAAAGGACUUAAUUGCCAUUAUAUAAUUAGGUAAAUUAAAACUUGUUAAUCCAGUAAGAAAAAUUAUGCAAUUAUCGUAUAGCCUGAUACAACACGGAAAAGCGGGCAAUUGGAACUAGCUUAGAUGGGACACCUUGUCUGCAUUGACAAGUUGGGCUGAAAGGACUGUUACUGUGCUAUAUGACUUUAUGACUCUUAUUUGCCACCCUCUAGUUUCCAUCACCUCACCCGUGUCUAACAAUGCUUCAUAUAUCUCAGUCCGGACUCCUGCAAUGCCUUCCCCAACUUCCCAAAGUGUCCUUGGUUAUAUCUGAUCACGCCCGGGAGAUUUAUCUGCCCUCAUACAUCUCAGGAAGUCCAGCACCUUAUGCAUCCCUGAUGCAUCUGUAAGGAUUACAUUCUUUGACUUCUCAAGCGCCUUUAACACAAUUCAGCCCCGACUGCUAGGGGAGAAGAUGGAGAAGAUGAAGGUGGAUCCAUUACUAGUACUGUGGUGUUUGGAUUACCUUUUCCUCAGACCACAGUACGUGCGCCUACAGAACAAUGUCUCAAGCACCAUCCUGAGCAGCACAGGGGCUCCACAAGGAACUGUGCUGGCUCCAUUCCUGUUCACCAUCUACACAGCGGAUUUCCAAUACAACACCAACAGCUGCUUUUUGCAGAAAUUUUCAGAUGACACAGCUGUUGUCGGCCUCAUCAAAGGGGGCAAUGAGGAGGAGUAUAGAGAUACAAUAAACAACUUUGUGGAGUGGAGUGCACACAAUAACCUCCAUCUCAACACCACAAAAACGAAGGAGAUAGUUGUGGAUUUCAGGAGGGGGAGGAGGAGGACUCAACCAACACCAAUCACCAUCAGGGGCACUGAGGUGGAGGUGGUCGCCAACCACAGGUACCUUGGUGUGCAGCUUGACAGUGAGCUGGACUGGAAGAGUCAUAUGGAGGCGGUGUACAGGAAGGGACAAAGUCGACUGUAUUUCUUAAGGAGGCUAAGGUCAUUCAACAUCUGCCAACCCCUACUGUGCAGUGUCUACCAUUCAGUGGUGGCCAGUGCUCUGUUUUUUGCUGUGGCCUGUUGGGGAGAAGG